AUUGACACAGCCAAACUUAAGAGUCUGGUUUGGAAACAUUUCAAAAAGAUUAAGGUGAAGAAUCUAUGGAAGGCUAAGUGUAACUACUGUGGAAAACUAUUAGGAGGGGAUUCUAGUAAUGGCACAUCUCAUUUGAAAAGUCAUACCUCCAGUUGUCUCCAUAGGAAGAUUCAUGAAGGCAGUCAAAAGAUUUUAGGGCCGAACUAUUUGGCCAAAGGGAGAAAGGACUUGCUUGCCUCUGCUUUUGAUGCUAGUGCUUCUAAGAAAGAACUUGCAGUAGCUAUCAUAAUGCAUGAAUAUCCCCUUUCCAUGGUUGAUCAUCUAUAUUUCAAGAGGUUUGUGUGCUCUCUUCAACCCAUGUUUAGUGUUCCUACUAGGAACACUAUGAAAAAGGAGAUAUUUUGUGUUUAUGAGAGUGAGAGAAAAAAAAUCCAGAAGGUUAUUGAUGAGAACAAAGGAAGGAUUGCCAUUACAACAGACAUGUGGACUGCAAGUAACCAAAAGAAAGGUUACAUGGCUGUAACAGCGCACUAUAUUGAUAAUUCCUGGAGUUUGAGGAGUCAUAUGCUCAGGUAA
Molecule: messenger RNA, 576 nt
Organism: Linum tenue
Lineage: Eukaryota; Viridiplantae; Streptophyta; Magnoliopsida; Malpighiales; Linaceae
Source: the annotation of a GenBank genome assembly